GCAGUUGUCGAAAGUUCCCGAAAUGAUCAAGUCAGGUAACUCCGUUAGAGCAGCCGGUUCGUCGUUAGUCGUAUCUCGUGUUUAUUCAAAGUGUAUAAACUAUCGACUCGUGUCAUCUUUUUGUUAAAAAAUAUAUGACCUCAAGUUACCGGCGAUGUUUGAAAAAUCUCUCCCCGACUUAAAACGUAGCUAUUAAUAUAAAAUAUUGACACACGGAGCCAGAAAACGAAAUUCGAGAAAGCAAAAAAUUUAUUGUCAUUUGAUAAAAUUAUUAAGUACAUUUUAGUAUUUAAGUGAUCAUCGAUUAACAGCCACAAAAUGGGGAAAAUGUGGGGAAAAGAAGUGUUUGCUUUUGCUUUUUUCUUCUUCGUUGCUUCCUUUCCAAAAGAUAUCAAUGGAGUUGCAGUCAUGAGCGUUGAUAUUGGCAGUGAAUGGCUAAAAGUUGCCAUUGUUUCGCCAGGUGUUCCAAUGGAAAUAGCUUUGAAUAAAGAAUCAAAAAGGAAAACACCAAUGAUGCUUUCAUUCCGUGGGAAUGAGAGAACAUUCGGUGAAGACGCGCAGAUCAACGGUUUGAGAUUCCCAAAAUCAAGUUUUUCACACUUUAUUGAUCUCCUUGGCAAACCAAUCGAUCAUCCAAUCGUUCGAUUGUACAGCGAGAGAUUUCCUCAUCAUGAAUUGAUUGCGAACGAAGAAACUAAUACGGUAGCUUUUCGCACGGACGAUAACACGACUCAUAUGCCAGAGGAGUUGCUUGCUCAAAUGUUGCACAAAAGUCGUGAAUUUGCAGAAAACUCAGCACGUCAAAAGAUCAAAGGUGCGGUAAUUAUUGUGCCGCCAUAUUUCAAUCAAGCAGAAAGGAGAGCAGUCAUGCAAGCCGCCGAAUUAGCUGAUUUGAAGGUUCUUCAAUUGCUCAAUGACAAUAUUGCUAUUGCCCUGAAUUACGGUAUUUUUCGACGAAAAGAAAUCAACGAGACUAGCCAAUACGUUCUGUUCUACGAUAUGGGAGCGAGCAGCACACGAGCCACCAUAGUUUCUUACCAAAACGUCAAAUCCAAGGACAAAGGUUAUGCGGAGGUGAUCCCUCAAUUGAGCGUUCUUGGCAUUGGUUACGAUCGCACUCUCGGUGGCCUAGAAAUUCAAAUACGUUUGCGCGAUUAUCUCGCCCGGGAGUUCGACAGAAUGGGAAAAACUAAGAACUCUGUUUUCAAAAAUCCACGCGCCAUGGCGAAACUCUUCAAAGAAGCUGGACGAGUCAAAAAUAUUCUCAGUGCAAAUUCCGAUCAUUUCGCUCAGGUCGAGGGUCUCCUCGAUGAAAAGGAUUUUAGGUUCCAAGUCACGCGUGAAAAACUCGAAGAGAUAUGCGCUGAUGUUUUCGAGCGCAUUGGUGGACCCAUUCAGAUGGCUCUUGACGUUUCCGGUUUGUCGCUCGACCUCAUUUCGCAAGUUGUGCUUGUGGGAGCAGGAACGCGGAUGCCGAAAAUUCAAGAAAAGUUGGUGGAGAUCGUUAAGACAGAUUUAGCUAAAAAUAUAAAUACCGACGAGGCUGCAGUUUUGGGGGCUGUUUACAAAGCCGCUGAGCUCAGCGAGGGAUUUAAAGUUAAGAAGUUCAUUACCAAGGACGCUGUUCACUUCCCCAUCCAAAUUGUCUUUGAUAGGAACAUUGAUGGUAGAACAAAACAGGUACGGAAAACUCUGUUCGGAAAAAUGAACACGUAUCCCCAGAAGAAAAUCAUCACGUUUAAUAAACACAAAGAAGACUUUGAAUUUACCGUACAAUAUGCUGAACUGGAUCAUUUGCCGAAGCACGAACAAUUAGCUUUGGGUUCAUUGGCGUUGGCGCGUGUACAAUUAACUGGGGUCGCGGAAGCAUACGAAAAACACGCACAACAGAAGGCUGAUAGCAAAGGAAUUCGUGCGCACUUUAAAAUGGACGACAGCGGAAUAUUGCAUCUCCAAACUGUAGAAUUAAUGUCCGAGAAAUCCGGCCAGAUCGGCCGUGAUGAAGAAGAAGGUACCUUUUCUAAACUUGGUUCAACGAUAAGCAAGCUCUUUUCAGGAUCGGACGGAAACGAAAAUGCUGAAAAAGUCGAAGCGAAACAAAAGGACGAUGUAAAACCAGUUCAUGAGGAAGUUCCAGAAAGUUCAAGUACGGAUCAGGGCGAAAAAUCCACCGCCCAAAACCAAACAAAAACGAGCGAAGAAAAAGUCGCAAAUCGAACGGAAAAAGUUGAAAAGAAACCAACAAUUACGACCAUCACAGACGUCAUUAUGUCAAGUGUGACGACAUUGGGGCCUCGUACUCUGCAAGGAGAAAAACUGCAACAGUCUCGUAAUAAAAUCAAGGCAUUAAACGACUACGACAGGGAAAAAAUGCGCCGUGAAACAGCACUGAACAGUUUGGAGGCGUUUGUGAUCGACGCGAAGCAAAAAGUUGAGACGGACGAAUACAAAGCGGCAUCAACCGCAGAAGAGUUGCAGACUAUAGCUCAAGCUUGCGACCAAAUUCAAGAUUGGCUCUAUGAGGACGGAUUCGACGCUGCGGCUGAAGUUUACGAGGAUAAAUUGCAAACGGUUCAAAAAUUAACAAAUGAUCUUUACGAGAGAGUUUUCGAGCAUCGUGAACGACCAGACGCGCUCAAAGGAAUGUCUUCGAUGAUAAACGGAAGCACGAUUUUCUUGAGAAACAUGAGAAAUCUCACCGAAGCCGAAGAAAUAUUCACGGUCGUCGAGAUGGAAACGUUUGAACGAAUUCUCAACGAAACUCAGAACUACUAUGACGAAAUACUAGGUUCUCUGAAAGACACCGCUCUUUUUGAGCCAAUAAAAUACCGAGUUCAAGACAUCGCCAAUAAAAUGGCAAUAUUGGAUCGAGAAGUGAAGUAUUUGGUGAACAAAGCCAAAAUAUGGAAGCCGAAAACGGAAAAACCACUAACUGGUGCACCCAAACCAUCCGAAGAUCAAUUACCGAAAGGAAAACCAGUGUCGGAAUCGACUAUUGAAACUCCAGAAAAGGCAGAAGACAUUACAAUAGAAAACGAGGAUCUCGCGACUGAGAAUGCAACUCAAGGACAGGAAGACGAGACGCUAAGGAGCCCCGAAGACAUCACAAUCGACGAAAAGAAACUUGAAACUAAAGACAAAACUCAAAAACUCGACGAGACCACGGCAAAAACGAAAAAACCGAAAAAGAGUGAGGAAAAAACGAUACACAAAGAAGUCGAUGAUGACUCUCACGAGGAACUUUGAAAAUACUUUUUUUUCCAAAAUCAAUACGAAACGAGAUUGUUCGAUCUUACGUUCGCUAGCUCAAUACUUGAAUUUGCAUUUUUCCCCGGGAUUUCGCAUACUUUUUCAUAGUUAUUUUCAUGCGUUUUCCAGCUACAAGAUAUUUCUCCUCGUUCGUCGUCUCGAAAAAAACGUCGGAUUUUCCACUGAAUAUCGUAGCUCCAAUUCUGUUUCAUAGGAAAUUCUUUUUAUUCUUCUCUUGCAUUCGUCAACUAUUUAAUUCAGAUGAUUCCUCGAUCCCGCAUAUUCUAUUUCAUAUUUAUGAAGAUGUAGAUUUUUUAAUGCGAGAUAUGAAUAAAAGAAAAUAGAAGUAAUCAAUUUUGACAGCUCAUGAAUAAAUUGACACUUAAAUUGUACAAAUAAUUCGUUCACUCGUGAAACAAUUAGUUUCGUAACAUGGUGAGGGAGAUGAUUGAUGAUUUGUGAAACUCGUGGACUGUAUUUUAACGGGUUGAAUUUUUAACAAUUUAUACAGUUGAAGAGAUUUCGCCUCGUGUCGACGAUCGGCGCCGUACUGGCUCCUUACAGCGUCGCCCUCACCGUGUCCUUUUUCUCAAACAUUGCUUUUAGUACUCUCUCCAUAAACGCCCUCGAAUUGAAAAAAAUAAUCUUACACAAAGUUUCCGCGUGUACCGAAAAUUAUGACGCAUCCACACGAUUGUAAGUGCUCCAACCGUUCUAAGCGUUUUUUUUUCUAUAAAAAGCAUGAAUUAUUUUUCAGGAAUCAUUUAUUCUCGUGAUUUUGAAGAAUUGUAGUAUAAUUUGUAAUUAAUUAUGCGUUUUAUUUGUUUUCAGUUUGUAAGACAAUUGUAACAAAUAAUUGAUAAAUACGAAUUUGUGAAAAUGUU
Venturia canescens is the source of this 4133-nucleotide messenger RNA. It is a transcript of the gene Grp170, whose product is annotated as Grp170 co-chaperone. Gene Ontology annotation, biological process: endoplasmic reticulum unfolded protein response. The transcript has 9 exons. Gene Ontology annotation, molecular function: ATP binding; ATP-dependent protein folding chaperone. The coding region runs from base 319 to 3246 and encodes 975 amino acids. The record is from RefSeq and is a predicted model, not a curated record. NCBI's taxonomy places the organism in Eukaryota, Metazoa, Arthropoda, Insecta, Hymenoptera, Ichneumonidae. Gene Ontology annotation, cellular component: endoplasmic reticulum chaperone complex.